AGCCACACACUUGGCUCACUCAUAUGACCUUUUUGCUGUCUUUGACGUCUUGAGUGUCGUCGGCAUUAUUUUCACUUCACACCAACUUUGCCACUCGUACAAAGCCUAGCUUUCGUUGUACCCGACAACGACAUCAGGAAAUCCUUCGAAGUUGACUCUACAUGCUCAACGUUCACGUUUGUUAUACAUUCUGUCCACCCUAUUGACAGCCCUAUUCUCAAAGUCCCUCUCCACGAAACCUUUUAUCUUUCCUGGUUCACGUGGGAAUUACCGGUGAAACUGUUGCUACCUGCAUUUGUAUCGCUACUGUCCUGCCGUCAAAUCUUUGGUAUUGAACGUUGAGAACAAAUCAAUAUGGCUACAGACUCUCAAAGAAGACAGAACAGUGUCGCCAGCGCUGACGACUCGUGUGCGUCCAGCGCAUGCACUGCAUCAACCUCUUUGACGCCUUCUUCACCAGCACAUAUUAUACCGGCCAGCAAUGGUGCAACGAAGAAGAAACGCAAUAACAAGAGCAGAAACAAAAAGAAAAAGGCCAUAGACUCGUCGCAAACGGCAGUCCUUAGCACACCUAUAUCAACUCCUCGUCUAUUCGAGAUCAAGAAAACCCCAAACCGUGGACUUGGCGUCUUUGCAACUCAGGACCUUCCAAGAGGAACUCGAAUCAUGACUGAUACCCCGAUAAUACGCAUCGAAGGUUCAGAGUGUGGCGAAGACGAGGUCAUGGAUGCUUAUGAUAAGCUUGAUGCUUUCGACCAAGCUCAGCUCUUGACUCUUGAGAAGCAUUUUCGCGCCGAGCAUCAUGAUAUCAUGCACCUGAUUCGUAAAGUGACCAUAUCGAAUUUUGAAGAAGCCAAGGCCAGGCUCGAAUCUCUUUUAUACGAUGACAGUGUUCAAAUCCGUGAGAUCACUGAUCCCGAGACCGAGACCGAGACCGAGACCAACAGCCGUCGAUUGGCAGACAUGGGUAUUGACGAGAUCGCUGAUGCCGAAGCCGAUACCUUCGUUGCGCCUGGAAUAGACCCUACUGUUACUACUACAACCUCGCACACCGACUUCCAGAUUCCUCAAGGUGUUCAAGUCAUCAAUCUAGAGGACUCUGACGCCGAAACUAUCAAGGACGACACAACUGUCUCUGACAUCGAUUCCGACUCUUCGGCUGAGAUUGCACGGGAAAUACGUCACAAAUAUCGAAGUCCUUACCCACGCGAUAUUCCAAUAUUGACGUUUCCUGCCGCCAACGCAAGAUGCCCCAGGGAGGCCGACAUCCUCCGCAUGACAUCCGCCCAGCGCUCUACCGCCCUCGCCAAUGUAAAGAAGGAACUUGCCAUUCUUGAAGCCCAAGACGAGCGUCGUGAUAUUUGUGCAAUUGUUCUAAUGAACCACUUCGUCUUACGCGACCAAAGCGUAAGCGUUGACGACCCCAAGCCGUUCAUCGCAGUAUGUCUCAGCGCAGCCCGGCUGAACAACGACUGUACGCCCAACGCCAACAACCUGUACAAUAGUAGCCUCGGCGCGAUGACAGUGCAUGCAGUCCGCAACAUCAAGGCAGGCGAGGAGAUCACCAUCGCGUACACCAACAGUCUUUACGGGGCCAAGGAACGCAACAUACGCUGCUUCCAGCGAACGGACAUGCAUUGCGAUUGCAAGGCUUGCGAGAAGACUGACGACGGCCUUAGGUUGGAUGAGCGCCGCAAGAUCAUGAACAACAAUACUAUCUACCUGCAGUACUACCUGCGUGACGACCACCUUGACGGUCGCAACCUCGACGGCCAUGACAUUAUGAAGCGCGGCAACGAGCUCAUUCGUCUCAUGACCGAGGACGGCCUCUGGGGCUCUCAUCUAGCACAAGCCCGCAACUACCAAGCCCGCAUCUGCGCCAAGAUGGGCCUGCGCAAGCUCGCCAUCAUGCACGCCGGCAAAGCCAUCGAAGAAGCGCGCGUCGCCCUAGGUGACGAUAACCCAGAAUUCCAAUACACAAAGGCCGCCAUGGAGAUGAUCAUCGCCGGCGGCGGACGCGAGCCGAUUGCAGCUUCGAAGGCAGUAGGUGGUGAUGACGUUCGUAGUGGUGCUAGCGAUGAAGGAGAUGGCGUGAAGGGCAAGGAGAACGAGAUGGGCGGCGGCAAGAUGACGGCAGCGAAGAAGACGAAGUCAAAGGCCAAGAAUCUGAGCUGGGUCAAGCAUGUGCUUGAGCAGAGGAAGAAGGCGGAAGAGGAAGAACAGGCACUAGCACGAGGCGAGAGUGCGGGACAGGGCGAGCGGGUUCUGUUCGUGAUGACGGAAAUGGGAGAGUAAAGGGAAAAAAAGGCCAUCCAUUUAGGGGGCUUGGGUUGACGGUAUGCAACAAAGGCGUAAUGAGGAUAGACUUACAUAAAAGUCCGGAGGGCUUUCGAGCCGCACUGGGGGGGACUCUAUAUCAGCGUUGGUAGAUACCACGUCAUCUUGAGCGGAACGUCCGCUCGGAUAUUACGUAACGUAGAUAAGCAUA
Messenger RNA from Pseudovirgaria hyperparasitica, 2488 nucleotides. Its product is annotated as SET domain-containing protein. Gene Ontology annotation, molecular function: protein binding. The transcript has 2 exons. The record is from RefSeq and is a predicted model, not a curated record. Bases 355 to 2295 code for a protein of 646 amino acids. NCBI's taxonomy places the organism in Eukaryota, Fungi, Ascomycota, Dothideomycetes, Acrospermales, Acrospermaceae.